GAUUUGGACUCACAGUUAUUUUGCAGAGACAGAAACAUGUAGAGAAGGAGACGGAGAAAGAGAAAGAGAUAGAGACAGAGACAGAGACAGCGAAAUAAAAAUGGGGUCGAGAGCGAGAGCAGCCGGGGCAUUACCAAACCUCAUUCGGACCCUCCGGAAAGAAGCCCGCCCGAAACACGCAACCCAACAAUCACUCCCGUCUCUCAGGCGCGCCUUCUCUCUCUACGAUCAGAUCAAUCUCAUCGACAACGUCCCCGACGACCAGCUUCGCUUUCAACGGUACACAGAGAAUGGAUUCACAGUGAAUGGUGUGGACUAUGAAGGAAGCUUGCUUUGUGUGGGAAAUAUGUUGAUGUCUUGGGCUCCCACGAAAUUCUCUGAUGUCACUCCCGAUAGCUUAUCAAUCUUCAAACUUGUGCGGCCUAUACCUGAGAUUUUGAUUCUCGGCUGUGGGAGAAACAUUGAACCCGUAGAUCCUGAACUACGACGCUACAUUCGUUCUACGGGAAUGAAGUUAGAAGCCGUUGACUCGAGAAACGCUAUAUCAACUUACAACAUUCUGAACGAAGAAGGUAGGAUUGUGGCUGCUGCACUCUUGCCAUACGGAGCGGCUUAAUGAUGCCGGAGACUCGGUGCAAGAUGCUUGUUUUCCGCGUUGUAAGGAUCACUCAUCACUAGGUACACACAACUUCGAGAAAACGAAUGCAUUGAUCAAGUAACUAGUGUAUUUGGGAGGCAUUCAUAACAUAAAACGAGGAAGUAUUUUAUCAAGUAUAAAUGUGUCACAUUCUGGAAUGAAUUGCUUGUUACGUGAUCCUAUUCUUUUUAUGGCUUGUGUUUUUUAA
Malus domestica (apple) is the source of this 845-nucleotide messenger RNA. RefSeq lists its product as uncharacterized. Lineage: Eukaryota; Viridiplantae; Streptophyta; Magnoliopsida; Rosales; Rosaceae. Gene Ontology annotation, cellular component: mitochondrial inner membrane. Gene Ontology annotation, biological process: mitochondrial respiratory chain complex I assembly. The record is from RefSeq and is a predicted model, not a curated record.